AUGGGCAAGAAAGGCUACACGUAUAGCGCCGUCCCGGCCCCCUCGUCGCAGGAAUAUGGCAUCAAAUGCCAUGCCAACGACCGCACCUUGAGGCGAUCGAAGUCGUUGAAGCUGUUCGCGGGGGCCGCAGUACUGCUGGCCGUCUUGGCUCUGGCGCCCAUCUACGGACUCGCGCCGCCCAAAGUCGAGGGCUGCGGCGCCUCGGGAUACUGCCCAGACCCUUCGCCGCAUGUCUGGGGACAGUACUCGCCCUUCUUUUCGGCUCCCUCGACCAUUGACGCAACUACGCCCACAGACUGCCGAUUAACGUUUGGCCUCGUGCUUUCCCGGCACGGUUCACGAUUUCCUACCGCGUCCAAGACAGAGGCGUACAGGUCCUUGCUCGACCGUGUACAGAGCUCGGUCCAAGAGUAUGGUGUUGGCUACGAGUUCAUCAAAGACUUCGUCUACGGUCUAGGCUCCGAUGAGCUGACACCCUUGGGCCAGAUGGAAUUGGUCAAUUCCGGCAUCGCCUUUCUUCGCCGCUAUCAAGGGCUGGCUCGCGACGCGGAUCCGUUUAUUAGGGCGUCUGGCUCCGACCGCGUCGUCAUGUCAGCCCAGAAUUUCACGCAGGGCUUCUUCGACGCCCAAGGCAGGGGUGCUUCUGACCCGAUUGCCCAGAUUCUGGUGUUACCGGAGGGCCGUGCCUUCAACAAUUCGCUGGAGCACGGGUCAUGCCCAGCCUUUGAGGACGGUCCGGGGUCCGACAUUGCCGAUGAGAAAGAGGGAAUAUGGAGUGAAACCUGGGCAACACCCAUCGUGACGAGGCUCAAUGAGAAUCUGCCUAGGGCGAACCUGACACUCGAGGAAACGGUCUUUAUGAUGGACCUCUGCCCCUUCAACAGUGUGGUCACUCCAAACGCAACUACACCUGGCUUCUGCAAGCUCUUCUCGCAAGAUGAGUGGCGAGGCUAUGAUUACUUCCGGUCACUGGGGAAAUGGUACGGCUACGGCAACGGCAACCCGCUCGGCUCGACGCAGGGGGUUGGAUACGUCAACGAAGUCAUUGCACGGCUAACUGGCGAUGCGGUACGCGACGGGACGACGACCAACUCGACGCUCGAUUCAUCGCCCGAGACGUUCCCCCUCUCACGGAAGCUGUACGCCGACUUCACCCACGACAACUCGAUGAUGUCAGUGUAUGCCGCGCUGGGGCUGUACAACAUGACGGGCGACCUGCCAGCCAGGCACAAGCUGUCGCCACGCGAGACGCACGGCUACUCGGCGUCGUGGACGGUUCCGUUUGCGGCGCGCAUGUACGUGGAGAAGAUGCAGUGCGGACACGAGGAGGAGGAGCUGGUGAGGGUUCUCGUCAACGAUCGCGUGGUGCCCCUGCAGAGCUGCGGUGCGGACGAGCUGGGACGGUGCAAGCUGGCCGCUUUUGUGGACAGCCUCUCGUUUGCGAGAUCGGGGGGGCUGUGGAAGACUUGCUUCGUGUGA
Messenger RNA from Hirsutella rhossiliensis, 1479 nucleotides. Its product is annotated as histidine phosphatase superfamily (branch 2) domain-containing protein. Gene Ontology annotation, molecular function: acid phosphatase activity. The record is from RefSeq and is a predicted model, not a curated record. NCBI's taxonomy places the organism in Eukaryota, Fungi, Ascomycota, Sordariomycetes, Hypocreales, Ophiocordycipitaceae. The transcript has 2 exons. Bases 1 to 1479 code for a protein of 492 amino acids.